AUGUUCAAGCGCUCGUUCCGUCAUCACGACGCCGUGCGCGUGGACAAGUCUGCGCGCGUUAAAAAGUCGGGCUCCGUCCGGGAUCCCAUGAAGCUUUCGAAACUGCAAAGGUCGCUCACCGAGAACGACGCCCUGCUGCACUACCCGCAGCAGGCGCAGCCAGCCUCCGCACCGUCCCCCAUCAUCACCCUGAUGGUGGGCCGCGAGGGCCGGCUCUUUGCGGCGCACGAGGAUGUGCUCCGGCAGUCGCCGUUUUUUGACGCCGCCUGCCGCUCCGCCUUCCCCGACGCGCAGAGCCGGAGGAUCUCGCUCCCCGAGGAGGAGCCCGAGGUCUUCUCCGCCGUGCUCGAGUACCUGUACAAGGGCGACUACUACCCGCAGCUGGUGCACAACGGCCAGCGCAACACGUGGGAGCUCGAGAACCACAACCGCGCCGGUGCCAGCGGGCUCCGAACGCCCGCGGCAUCUCCCAACCCCGAGGCUGGAGGUCGCGCGACCGGCGCCGCCGUCCACCUCGACAGUGUGGGGGCCGACGUGCUCCGCGACACCGUCAUCUACUGUGCCGCCGAGCGCUACGGCCUCGAGGAGCUCAAGCGCCUGGCCCUCCGCAAGCAGGGCCUGGCGGCCGGCAUCGACGUCGCCACCAUCCUGCGCUCCGCCCAGUAUGCCUACGCCCACACGCCCGACUCGGACAGCCGCCUGCGCGCCCACUACCUUGCCCUCAUUAUCCGCUGCCGCAAGACCUUUAAGCGCAGCGGCACCAUGCAGGUUGAGAUGGAGGCGGGCGGCACCAAGCUGUUUUUCGACCUCUUCGUCGCCAUGUGCAACCAUCUCGACGACGUCAUUGACGUGAACCAUGUUCGCUCCCCAAGGACCGUCUGA
Messenger RNA from Cordyceps militaris CM01, 882 nucleotides. Its product is annotated as BTB/POZ fold domain containing protein. Gene Ontology annotation, molecular function: protein binding. Lineage: Eukaryota; Fungi; Ascomycota; Sordariomycetes; Hypocreales; Cordycipitaceae. Bases 1 to 882 code for a protein of 293 amino acids. The transcript has a single exon. The record is from RefSeq and is a predicted model, not a curated record.